This is a messenger RNA of Talaromyces proteolyticus, 873 nucleotides long. Its product is annotated as putative allergen. Lineage: Eukaryota; Fungi; Ascomycota; Eurotiomycetes; Eurotiales; Trichocomaceae. Gene Ontology annotation, biological process: cellular response to oxidative stress; cell redox homeostasis; hydrogen peroxide catabolic process. The record is from RefSeq and is a predicted model, not a curated record. The transcript is spliced from 5 exons. Gene Ontology annotation, cellular component: mitochondrion; peroxisome; cytoplasm. Gene Ontology annotation, molecular function: thioredoxin peroxidase activity. The coding region runs from base 120 to 629 and encodes 169 amino acids.
CCCGCUGAUGCAAUAGUAACUAACCUCUAUCCACAUUUUGAACUCUACAUCACCGACUCUUCUCCUGCAAACACCAAUUGAUCCAUUACCAACCGACUCAUCAAAUCAAUAUAGACAAAAUGCCUGUCCUCAAACCCGGCGAUAGCUUCCCUCCCGACGUCGUCUUCUCCCACAUUCCUUACACCGAGGAGAAAGGCGAGAUUACCGCAUGCGGAAUCCCAGUUUCCUAUAACGCCUCCAAAGAGUGGGCAGACAAGAAAGUCGUUCUAUUCUCUGUUCCAGGCGCUUUCACGCCUACUUGUUCCGUGAGCCAUUUGCCGGGUUACAUCCAGAAUCUGCCGCAAUUCAAGGCCAAGGGGGUGGACAUCGUAGCCGUGGUGGCGUUCAACGAUGCUUUUGUGAUGAGUGCCUGGGGCAAGGCGAACAGGGUCAAUGACGAUUCCAUUCUCUUCCUGUCGGACCCCGACGCCAAGUUCUCCAAGACUAUCGACUGGGCCGACGACGCGUCGGGCCGUACCAAGCGUUAUGCUCUCGUGAUCGACCACGGAAAGGUCACGUACGCUGAUAUUGAGACUGAGAGGGGCUCGCUCCAGAAAUCCGGCGCGGAUACGGUUCUCGCUUCUUUGUAAUCAUGAUACAUCCCACUGUAAGAGGAUGGCGCUUGCCAGGAGCGUUAUAGAUAGAAUAGAGUCAUAUAUCAUAACUUGACACUGGAAGACAAUGAAGGAACUGAUUGAUUAUAUGAUACUAGAGAAAUCAUGUCUAGGUACAUUAGGCGUGCAUAUAUAGCUGUAUACGGCAACCGCUGGUCCGUGCACAAGCAGCAAGCUGUCCCUUCCGCAGUACGCAACUUAAGUUACAUAGUACAUACUC